Molecule: messenger RNA, 1529 nt
Organism: Rhinichthys klamathensis goyatoka
Lineage: Eukaryota; Metazoa; Chordata; Actinopteri; Cypriniformes; Leuciscidae
Gene: lhx8a
Product: LIM homeobox 8a
Exons: 8
Coding region: 138-1136 (332 amino acids)
Biological process (GO): forebrain neuron development; neuron differentiation; regulation of transcription by RNA polymerase II
Cellular component (GO): nucleus
Molecular function (GO): DNA-binding transcription factor activity, RNA polymerase II-specific; RNA polymerase II transcription regulatory region sequence-specific DNA binding
Source: RefSeq, a predicted model, not a curated record
CCACCCUCACUGAGGAAAACAAAAGUUUGAGUUAAAACAUGGUCACGGCGUGCAUUGAGCUGCAGCAGCCGUAUGUGGAUUAAUGCUCGAUGUACAGGACAUCUAAGAGUGGAUAACUACAUAGGCUACUGGAUACAAUGUACUGGAAAAAUGAACAAACCACUGCGAAAGAAAGUCCAAGCAAGAACACUGAUAAACCCCAGGAGCUGUUUGAGGAGGUGUCGUGUUCGUCGUCGCUUUCUUUGUCGCCCAGCUCUUCACCUCAUGCCAUGACCGAGAAAGCCGUCUGUACCAGCUGUGGCACUGAGAUCGUCGACAAAUAUCUACUCAAGGUGAACGACAUGUGCUGGCACGUGAGAUGCCUGUCGUGCAGCGUGUGCCAAACAUCUCUGGGCAGACACAUCAGCUGCUAUAUAAAAGAAAAGGAGAUAUUCUGUAAAUUGGACUACUUCAGGAAAUAUGGAACCCGUUGCGCUCACUGUGGCAGGAACAUCCAUUCAAACGACUGGGUCCGCAGAGCAAAAGGGAACACCUACCACCUGGCUUGUUUUGCUUGCUUCUCCUGCAAAAGACAGCUGUCCACAGGAGAAGAGUUUGCCUUGGUGGAUGAGAGGGUUCUGUGUCGUGUGCACUACGACUGCAUGUUGGACAACCUCAAACGCGCCAUGGAGAAUGGAAAAGGAGUGAAUGUGGAGGGAGCCGUUCCCUCAGAGCAGGAAGUAAAUCAGCCUAAACCAGCCAAGAGGGCACGCACAAGUUUCACAGCUGACCAGCUACAGGUAAUGCAAGCUCAAUUUGCUCAGGACAACAAUCCAGAUGCCCAGACUUUACAAAAGUUGGCAGAAAGAACCGGUCUAAGCCGGAGGGUUAUUCAGGUUUGGUUCCAGAACUGUCGAGCUCGUCAUAAGAAGCAUGUCAGCCCAAAUCACUCUUCAGCCGCUCCAGUGUCAUCUCUGCAGUCUGCUCAACUCUCGCCUCCUCUAAUAGAUGAACUUCAGUACACCGCUUUUGCCCCCGUGGACAACCCUAUGCUGACUGCGCUACACUCCUAUAUGGAUGUCCACUCUCCCACUUCACUGGUGCUGCAGCCUCUCUUGCCCCACUCGAUGACACAGCUGCCCAUCAGCCACGCCUGAGACGCCCACCGCCCCACGGUCAGGUCAGAGGACCGCAUGAGGAAAUACUGAUUCUUCUAUUGACUGAGUCUUGAACAAGACCCAUGCUACUUUAUCUUUCAUGGGCACUUACUGAAGGAUAUCUGUCUUGCAAUGAUCGAAAUGAAAAGUCUCUCUAAUUGUGAAAAGAGCCUGAAGUUUUUGUUUAAUAUAUUAUAUAUAUAUAUAUCUAUAUAGUGAUGGAAUAAAUGGCAUUUAAUUUAUUUCUUGUAUGUGACUGAGCACUUUGUUUUAAAAUAAAUCUACCAUGGAAUUCUUAGUUUCUGGUUUAGUCGACGCACAUUGUUUUGUUUUUGAUGGUUCUAAAGAAAAUGGGAAGGUGAAGAAAAGCCAAUAAAAUCUGAUUUGCCUCUA